GACCCGUCCCUUUGCGACUUUCAGCUCGUGCUCACGCUUUUGUUUUUCAAUCACUGAACACGAAUUAUUUUCUUAGCGACCCAUAGUUGAACUGUUGCACAUAAUGUCGGUAACAGAAAUGUUCAGCUAUAUUCAGGGAUUCCUGGGUGCGGAUCAAGAUAUAAGAGAGGAUAUCAGAAAGGUUGUGCAGGGCCUGGAGCAGACAGCGAGGGAAAUCCUGACUCUUCUCCAAAGUGUCCACCAGACAUCUGGCUUCAAAGAGAUUCCUAGUAAGUGCACCAAGGCUCGGGAGUUGUUUUGCACAGUGAGGACACACAUUUCAGACCUCAAAACAAAAUUCCCAGUGGAGCAGUAUUACAGAUUCCAUGAGCAUUGGCGGUUUGUGCUUCAGAGACUGGUUUUCCUGGCAGCCUUUGUGGUCUACUUGGAGAGUGAGGUCCUGGUGGCCAGAGAAGAAGUGGCCCAAAUAUUAGGGAUUGAAGUGGUCAGAGAGAAAGGAUUCCACCUCGAUGUGGAAGAUUACCUCGCUGGUGUACUGAACAUGGCCAGCGAACUGUCUCGUCUGGCGGUGAACAGCGUGACCGCAGGAGACUACACCCGGCCACUCCGCAUCUCCAACUUCAUCAACGAGCUGGACUCCGGCUUCCGCCUGCUCAACCUGAAGAAUGACCCCCUGCGCAAGCGCUACGACGGCCUGAAAUAUGACGUGAAGAAGAUCGAGGAGGUGGUGUAUGACCUGUCCAUCCGUGGGCUGACCAAGGAACCGCAGGAGGCUGGGGGAGACAAGUAGAGCUGGGAGUGGGGAUAGGGAAGGGGCUGGGACAAUCCUCCAGAACUGGGACAAAGAACUUGACCUGUUGCAGGGCAGGACCAAGGGUCUGAUGCCCUGGAAGCCUAAGACAGACUGUGUGUGUGAGAGCGAGAGAGCGAGAGAGCGAGAGAGCGAGAGAGCGAGAGCGAGAGAGAGCGAGAGAGAGAGAGAGAGAGAGAGAGAGAGAGAGAGAGAGAGAGAGAGAGAGAGAGAGAGAGAGAGAGAGAGAGAGAGAGAGAGAGAGAGAGAGAGAGAGAGAGAGAGAGAGAGAGAGAGAGAGAGAGAGAGAGAGAGAGAGAGAGAGAGAGAGAGAGAGAGAGAGAGAGAGAGAGAGAGAGAGAGAGAGAGAGAGUGUGUUUGUGGCAGUCUGUCAGUGGGGUUCGAAAACCCAGAGACGGUAGUUUUGAAGGGGAGUUCCAACUUAAUACUGGUGUUUGGAUUUGUUCGCCUGUUUCUGACAUCAUCAGAGUGCUUUUCAUGUUUCACAACAUUUUUAUUUUGUUGUUAAAACUGUUAUACACAUACCUUAUAUGUUAAGUAUUGUUUUGUUUUAUUAUUUAAGGUCAAAGUUGUAGUUUAGACCACCCAAAGAAAAAAAGAAAAUUUAACCUUAUUGAUCUUACGUUUUGGAGUCGAUAUGCUAAAAGAUAAGUUCAUGCAUCUUCCAAAAGCCAAGGAAGUAGUCCAGUACAGACAGUUUAAAGGCUGCUGAAUGUGAUGUGUAGUGGUUAUUUCCCCUCAACACAUUCAAACUAUUUGAAGAGAGCCAAAGAAACAGCAUAGGUGCACUCAAUACAGAUAUGAAGCCUUUGUUCUGUCCUGUGUUGAAAAAAAACCCAUUACUGCGUCGACAUGGUGUGCGCUUUUUCAAUAUUGACAAUGCAUUGAUUCUAUCUCAGUGUCACUGCCUCGUUUGUCUGCAUGUUCUAUGGACAGGAGAGACUGGGUCAAGCCAAGCUGGGGUGGUGCUGAACGCAGCUUUCAUUUUGCUAUGUACUGUACUGUACCAUACACUGCAAAAACAGUUGCUCAGUGAUUUACUCCUGGCAAAGCCAAGUCAAAAAAAAAUAUUUUCAUACUUUUUCGCAACCUCCAUGCAUUUUUCUUGUAAACCAUGGUAGUGAAGUUGGAUAGUGUCGUUCUAAAGUGCAAUGAUUGAUUUUGUUGCACUAUUCCACUGUGUUUGAAUGGUUUCCCUAAAUUAGUGAAUUGUGCGUGCUUCCAAAAUGAUUCCACCUGAUCAACAGGAGCUUAUGUUUCAGUGUUUUGUUUCUGUAUUUGAUCCUUUGUUGGAUCAGUUGUGAGGCCAUUUGUUCCGAAUAAAUAUUUCUACUUUGCACCAUC
Messenger RNA from Osmerus eperlanus (European smelt), 2155 nucleotides. It is a transcript of the gene tsn, whose product is annotated as translin. NCBI's taxonomy places the organism in Eukaryota, Metazoa, Chordata, Actinopteri, Osmeriformes, Osmeridae. Gene Ontology annotation, molecular function: single-stranded DNA binding; RNA binding; sequence-specific DNA binding. Gene Ontology annotation, biological process: RNA metabolic process. Gene Ontology annotation, cellular component: nucleus; cytoplasm. The record is from RefSeq and is a predicted model, not a curated record. The coding region runs from base 104 to 790 and encodes 228 amino acids. The transcript has 6 exons.